Molecule: messenger RNA, 3184 nt
Organism: Aethalodelphis obliquidens (Pacific white-sided dolphin)
Lineage: Eukaryota; Metazoa; Chordata; Mammalia; Artiodactyla; Delphinidae
Gene: ZNF775
Product: zinc finger protein 775
Exons: 3
Coding region: 123-1676 (517 amino acids)
Biological process (GO): regulation of immune system process; regulation of cytokine production; negative regulation of transcription by RNA polymerase II
Cellular component (GO): nucleoplasm
Molecular function (GO): RNA polymerase II cis-regulatory region sequence-specific DNA binding; DNA-binding transcription repressor activity, RNA polymerase II-specific
Source: RefSeq, a predicted model, not a curated record
GGCGGGGCCGGGGAGCUCAGUGCCCAAGUCGCCCCGGGGUGGCAGUUCCCGUUAACCUUAGCCACAAAGUCAAAGACGGCCAGGCAGGGAGCCGCCGUGCUGAUGCCGAGGGGCCUCCGGGGAUGGAGAGUGGCCUGGCUGGCGACAGCAGCACAGGAGAUGUGCUCGUCAUGAAGAUCAAGCAAGAGAAGCCAGAGUGGCUGCUGCAGACGCUGGGGCCACAGGCCGCGCUUUCCCAGAAGGAUAAGGAGAACAUUUUCCAGCAGCGUCGGAGCCUCCCGCCAUGCCAGACCGUGGGGAAGCCUCGAGCCUGGGGGGGACAGGAGGAGACUGGGGGUCCAAGGUGGGCCCCUCCCCUUGAGCAGGACGGCGGGCCGGCAGGCCGGGCUCCGGGGGUGACCCCCAGCCCCCUGCGCCCCGCUCUUUCUGCCGGCGAGGGUCACUUCGUGUGCCCGGACUGCGGGAAGAGGUUCAGCUGGUGGUCGACCUUGAAGAUCCACCAGCGCACCCACACCGGCGAGAAGCCGUACCCGUGCGGCAAGUGCGGCAAGAGCUUCAGCCAGAAGCCCAACCUGGCGCGCCACCAGCGGCACCACACGGGCGAGCGGCCCUUCUGCUGCCCCGAGUGCGCUCGGCGCUUUAGCCAGAAGCAGCACCUGCUCAAGCACCAGAAGACCCACUCCCGGCCCGCCACCCACCCGUGCCCCGAGUGCGAGCGCUGCUUCCGCCACCAGGUGGGCCUCCGCAUCCACCAGCGCGCGCACGCCCGGGACCGCCAGGGCACCCGCGCUGGGCUGCAGACGCUGCUCCGGGACGCCACGGCCCACCGGGGCUGUCGCCCGCGGCCGGGGCCCCGGCGGGGGCGCCCCGAGUGGGCCUGGCUGGGGCUCUGCCAGAGCUGGUGGCGCCAGCCCGGGGCCCGGACCGCCGCCCCCCACGAGCCGCGCCAGUUCAUCUGCAACGAGUGCGGCAAGAGCUUCUCGUGGUGGUCGUCGCUGAACAUCCACCAGCGCAUCCACACGGGCGAGCGGCCCUACCCGUGCCCCGAGUGCGGGCGCCGCUUCAGCCAGAAGCCCAACCUGACGCGCCACCUGCGCAACCACACGGGCGAGCGGCCGCACCCCUGCGCGCACUGCGGCCGCAGCUUCCGCCAGAAGCAGCACCUGCUCAAGCACCAGCGCACGCACCUGCCCGGCGCCCCGGCCGCGCCCCGCCCCAGCCGCGCCGCGCUGCGGGCCCACCAGCAGGCCCACGCCGCCGCCGCCGAGCCGCCCGCCCAGGGCGCCCCCGGCCUGUUGCCGCCGCCGUCGCACGGCCCCUCGCCGGCCCGGGGGCCCGGGGACGUGCCGUGGGGCCGGGCGCGGGCGGGUGGGCCGGGCGAGCCGCGCCAGUUCAUUUGCAACGAGUGCGGCAAGAGCUUCUCGUGGUGGUCGGCGCUCACCAUCCACCAGCGCAUCCACACGGGCGAGCGGCCCUACCCGUGCCCCGAGUGCGGGCGCCGCUUCAGCCAGAAGCCCAACCUGACGCGCCACCGGCGCAACCACACGGGCGAGCGGCCCUACCUGUGUGCCUCCUGCGGCCGCGGCUUCAGCCAGAAGCAGCACCUGCUCAAGCACCAGCGCGUUCACCGGGGCGCCCUGGCACCCACCCCCAGCGCCAAGGGCGCGGCGCUCUAGGGGGCCUGGACCCAAGCAGACCCAUGGGCGGGAUGGGAUGCUUGCGUGGUGCGUGUGGGGAAUGACCAGGAAUGGUGGCUUUUAGAACCCCAGGGGGUAAGACCCUAUCAAAAGGUGCUUUCUUCAAGGCUCUCAGACCUGAGAACAGAAUUCCACAAGCAUUCCAAAACGGGGGCCGGGAAAAGUCCCGGGAAGGGCUGAGGGAGGAGGUAAGAUCAGACAUCCUCACCCUGGAGCCUGGAUGUGUCUGUGAUGGUUGAGGUCCGUCUGUGUCCUUCCUUGGAGGUGGGACGGCAGCCCUCGGGCAUUGAGUGCGGGGGCUGUCGACGGCCCUGGGCGAGGCUCCCUGGGUGAGAUGGUGCAGGUCUGGACUGGUCAGCUGUGGCACCAGCCAGCUGCGCUCAGCUGCCAGAUAGCCCAGGGGCGUCCCUGUGGGGGAGUCUCAACAGACUGAGUGAUACCCAGAUGGGAGCUGGGGCUGGGGAGGGGCACGCCUAUGCCCGUGCGAGGCCAGUGCUGAGCACUUAAUGGCUACUCAAGACAUGUUUUUGGAAGGAGGGAAUGAUUUGAUGGUCCUCAACACCAAGUGCCCCGCUGCCCAGGGUGCUGUGGUGGCCGGCUUGACCCUAGGACGGUGUGUGUGUGUGUGUGUGUGUGUGUGUGUGUGUGUGUGUGUGUGUGUGUGUGUGUGUGUGAUGGUCAGGGGCUGGGACUGGGGGGCGGGGGUGGUCUCAGCUGGGGUUUGGUACCUUGGGGAGGGACCUGCAGCAGGAGAGCAGCGAAUGUGCUGCCCUGACUCGGCGGGCACUGCCCGGGAUCCCUAUCAACGCCGGUGUUGCAGAAGACAGAAAUGAAGGACUGAUUGUCUCAUGUGGUCUCCUUUCUAAGCCGCCCUUCCUGUUCUCUGGGUCCUUGUGUGCUUGGAGGGAUCCAUUUGCCCCAGGACGAGGGCAGGGAGCUUUGGCCAUGAGCACAGCCAGUCCCCAUGGCCAGUUCUUGCUGGGGGUGGAGGGCAGUAUUCUCUCCCCUGUUCCCUCUCCAAGACAAUUUGAUCACUUCCCACAUACCCCCCUUGACCUCUAGCCCCUCAAAAGUCACCCCUCAUACCCUUCCAAAAGCAGGGUCGGCUGGGGCCCUAGUGCUAGCAGAAGAGCCCAGGGCUCCAGCCUGGCUGUAGCCUUGGACCAUGUCUUCCCACAGGAGGGGAGGGGAUUGCAGAGGGCGUGGGUAUCGGGGUACCAGGGUUGGAUAGCUGGGAAGUGGGAGGAAAAAGGGGAACCCUAGGGUGAUUCUGUAGGAGGAGAAACUGUGCCUUCCUGCCUGCAGGGAGGACCAGCAGGGGCCCGCCUGGUUCUCCCUUGAACUCAGAGAAGUGUUAUCUUCUCCAGGAGCUGUGCGGUCACCCUGGCUUCCGUUCACCCCUCUUCUCAGGUUUUGUUUAAUCCCUUUCAUCUGGCAGGAGCUUGAAGUGUUGUAGCAUCACAAAAAGACAUAUGGAGGGGCUGCCC